This is a messenger RNA of Aplosporella prunicola CBS 121167, 1172 nucleotides long. RefSeq lists its product as uncharacterized. Bases 7 to 1053 code for a protein of 348 amino acids. The record is from RefSeq and is a predicted model, not a curated record. The transcript has a single exon. Gene Ontology annotation, molecular function: oxidoreductase activity, acting on the CH-OH group of donors, NAD or NADP as acceptor. NCBI's taxonomy places the organism in Eukaryota, Fungi, Ascomycota, Dothideomycetes, Botryosphaeriales, Aplosporellaceae.
CACACCAUGUCCAAAGGUACCGUCUGCAUCACCGGCGGCACCGGAUUCGUGGGCUUCGCCGUCUUGCUUGAGGCUCUGCGCAAUGGCUACGCCGUCCACAUCGUUGUCCGCAGCGAAACAAAGGCCAAUUGGCUGAAGGCCCAUCCCGCUCUUCCCGGCCUGGAUUCUUCCGCAUCUUUCUUCACCGUCCCCGACCUUACUGCGCCGGGGUCCCUCGAUGCCGCGAUCGCGGGAGUCGACUAUGUCAUUCACGUGGCCUCGCCUGUGCCACAAUUUGAUGCUGCGCCGGAAGAACGAUACAACAGGUACAUCCACCCAGCCGUCAAUUGCACUCUCUCGGCUCUGGAAAGUGCAAAGAAGGCGGGGACCGUCAAGCGCGUCGUUGUCACCUCCUCACUCGCCGCUUUCAUGUCGCCAAAGUUGCCAGCCAGUCCAGACUCAGCCUCUACAGUAGUCGUCACUGAGGCCGACAUGAACGACGAAAUCCCCCCACCUUGGUCAGACGACAUGGUGGCGUAUUGCGCUUCCAAAACAGCGGCUCUUCGUCGCUCGCUGGCGUGGAUGUCCGAGAACUCCCCAUCCUUCGACCUUGUCAACAUCGCGCCCUCCUUUGUCGAAGGUAGGAGCUACAUCGCGCAGUCGUCUGCCGAUUUAGCAAGUCUGACUGUGGCGACGGGAUACUUCUUGCGCAUGGUUACGGGCGCUGCAAAGACCGACACCGCCGAGAUCGCCCAUGCAUGCCACAUCGACGACAUCGCUGAGCUCCACGUGCGCGCGCUGGACCGCGAAAAGAUCCCCGGAAAUGAGUCUUACCUCGCUAGCACGCACUUCUCUUGGAACGAUAUUCGUUCCAUUGUCGCGGAAAAGUUCCCCGAGUUUGUGAAGAGCGGCGUGCUGCCGAACGACGGCAACUUGCCCACGAGGAACAUUGCCUUCUCUUCCGAAAAGGCUCAGCGCACGUUCGGCAUCAAGUUCAAAAGCCUCGAAAAAAUGGUGGUGGAUACCGUGUCGCAGUAUCUGGAAUUCCUUGAAAAGGAGAAGCGCGAGAAAUAAUCGGGCAUUUUGCUGAGUUGCUGCCUUGUCAUGUAACUACGAUCUGUCUGAUAUCUUUUAGAUCAUGAGAUCAGUUUUUGAGAAAACGUUCGUAGCGAAAAAUUGUUGGUGUUGCAGAC